CUGACCGCCCCAAGAUGGGGCUGGACAUCAGGUGUUCCAAUAACUUUGGCCAAGGUCGUUACUGUUCAAGGUCAGCCGAAACUUCAACCCUUCCCCGACUGGGCCACCCAAAAACAAGGCGACUGCCGAGCUCUCCAGUAUGUUCAGAGUAUGGAAAUUGACCCCAACACUGGACUGCUCUACGCCAUCGACACGGGUCGAGUUGGGAUCGGGUUUGGGUUGAACCCACUUAAUCUGUGCCCACCGAAACUCGUCGUGUUUGACCUGAAUACCAGACAGGAAGUUGACAGGUACGAGUUUCCGGAAACAGUGGUCGGCAAAGAUACCAACUUUCUCAACGACCUCGCCCUUCAUUACGUCGACGGGCGAGUCAGGUACGCGUACAUCAGUGACGUCAGAGAAGGACGUCUCCACAUUUAUGAUUUCGAGACCCGCUCUGCCAGCAAUCUUGAGGACCUCUCCAUGAAGCCAGAAGAUGGCAACGGAACUAAUAUACAUAUCCACGGGAAAGAUUAUACAUUUAAAAGCGCCAUUGACGGCAUUGCCUUAUCUGCAGAUUUUCAGUAUCUGUACUUCUGUCCACUUGGCGGCUACAAUCUUUACCAGAUUCCGACCUCGGCGCUGACCCCUGGUGGUGAGGCCAGCCCUGCAAGGCCAAGGUCGGUUGGAAGGAAAGUCUCACAAAGUGACGGAAUCGCGUUUGGUACCAAGCGCCUUUACUUCGGAGCCAUGGGGAUGAACGCGUUGUACUACUGGGACGUCGAGAUGGAUCAGCUGAUGCAAGGGGUCGCCACUUCCGCCGUAAAGAUGGCGACGCAGACGGAAGUGGUCCGCAACGGUGCAACCAUGCAGUGGCCUGAUACCUUGGCGUUUGACAACCAGGGCUGGUUGUGGUUCGUGUCCAACCGUCUCCAGCUGUUCGUCACCGGUUCUAUGGACUUCACCGGAAGUGAUGGCGCCAACAUGAGAGUCUGGAAAGUGUUCGUCAAUGAGACGGGUUACCUGCAUGACGCGCACGUACGUACCAGAUCAACUGUUGUUGGGUAG
Molecule: messenger RNA, 1047 nt
Organism: Lymnaea stagnalis (great pond snail)
Lineage: Eukaryota; Metazoa; Mollusca; Gastropoda; Lymnaeidae
Source: the annotation of a GenBank genome assembly